Molecule: messenger RNA, 648 nt
Organism: Aspergillus pseudoviridinutans
Lineage: Eukaryota; Fungi; Ascomycota; Eurotiomycetes; Eurotiales; Aspergillaceae
Product: cutinase family protein
Exons: 3
Coding region: 1-648 (215 amino acids)
Biological process (GO): carbohydrate catabolic process
Cellular component (GO): extracellular region
Molecular function (GO): cutinase activity
Source: RefSeq, a predicted model, not a curated record
AUGAACCUGCGUCUAUUGACUCUUGCCCUCGCCGGCCUGGCGGCCGCAAGUCCAGUUGACCUCCAGGAGCGCCAAUUAUCAUCCGGAAACGAACUGCGCGAUGGCCCCUGCAAACCGAUCACCUUCAUUUUCGCCCGUGCAUCCACGGAGCCAGGUCUCCUCGGAAUAUCCACUGGCCCAGCAGUCUGCAACAACCUCAAAGCCGCCAAACCAGGCCAGGUAGCCUGCCAGGGCGUCAAACCAGCCUACACAGCUGAUCUGGCAUCCAACGCUCUUCCCGAUAACACCUCCCCCGCAGCUAUCAACGAAGCCAUAGGCCUAUUCGAGCAAGCUGCGUCGAAGUGUCCAGACACGAAGAUUGUCGCCGGGGGUUAUAGCCAAGGUACGGCCGUUAUGGACGGUUCCAUCAAGCGGCUUCCUGAGGAGAUCAAGGACAGAAUCAAGGGUGUGGUGCUGUUUGGGUAUACGCGCAACGCGCAGGAGAGGGGGCAGAUUGCGGAUUUUCCCAAGGAGAAGGUCAAGGUGUACUGUGCUGUGGGGGAUCUGGUCUGUGAUGGGACGUUGAUUGUCACGGCGGCGCAUUUCACGUAUGGGGUGGAUACGGGCGAUGCAGCGCAGUUCUUGCUGGGGAAGUUGUCGACAGCUUGA